Nymphalis io (European peacock) is the source of this 1042-nucleotide messenger RNA. RefSeq lists its product as uncharacterized. The transcript is spliced from 3 exons. Bases 78 to 728 code for a protein of 216 amino acids. The record is from RefSeq and is a predicted model, not a curated record. Lineage: Eukaryota; Metazoa; Arthropoda; Insecta; Lepidoptera; Nymphalidae.
CCAACAUAAUUUAAAUUUUAAACUUCGUUAACGAAAACGCUUAUUUUUCUAUUAAGUUUGUCUUGUAAAGUGUAAUCAUGAAAGUAAAUUGUAGUGAAAAUGAAAGUCAUUAUAAAUUAUAUGAAGCAUUAGCUAAAAGAGAAAAAUUGGAACAAAAAGCUUUGGCAUCUCUUACGUCAGAUGUAUUGAAAAAUCUGAACAUAAACAUCGAAAAAUUACCACAGAAAUCUCAAAACAUACUAGGACAUGUUGCUGAAAGUCAAUCGGUUUUGGGAAUAGAAAAUUUAGAUGCAGUGUCGAUAUCCCUGCAUCGUUCAAGAGAGAUAUCAGACAAACUCGCUGAUGAAUAUGAAAUACUCAAACUGAAACAGAAGAAUGCUAAAUUUCAAGCGAAAAUUAACCGUAACAAUAGAUCAAUAGAAGAACUACGCAAAGAAUUGGAGUCGUCUAGAAUCUCCUUGGCUAGUCAGAAUCCGAAUCCUGAGAACACACAUGAUCACAUAAAGCAAUUGAAACAGAAAUUGGUGUCAUAUGAAGAGAACUAUGAAAAGGCUAAGAGUAAAUAUGCGGUUCUAGCUGUACCAGAAGCGAUUUUACCGAAAUCUCUUACAUCUCAAGUGACGUCACUUCUCGCCCUUCAAGAAGAAGCCUCGGCCUUGAAGCAGAGAGCUGAUGACUUCUUACUAAUGAAAGAAGCAAGAGAUACAUUUAGUAGGUUGAGAAGAUGAACAAAAAAAAAACCGUUUUAUUUACUACAUACAAUAAAAUGUUAGAGAAAAAUAUAUAAAUAAGGUUUUUGACAACCCAAGUAGGUAUUUCCUAUUAGCUUAACGUUUGUUUAUUUAUACUAAAUUGAUUUUUUGUUAAAUAAAACGAUCGCUUAUUAAUACAUACCGUUUACGAAUAUCAUUUUGGCGCCCAAAGUGGGACUUUGGGCGCCAAAAUGAUAUUUCAUUUCGAUUUGCAUGAACGUGUUUGAUUUAUUUUAAGUAUUGUAACUUAAUCAUUUUCGUUUUUUGGAUUGAAGGUGAGUGAGCUAGUG